Messenger RNA from Acanthaster planci (crown-of-thorns starfish), 7273 nucleotides. RefSeq lists its product as uncharacterized. Gene Ontology annotation, molecular function: protein binding. NCBI's taxonomy places the organism in Eukaryota, Metazoa, Echinodermata, Asteroidea, Valvatida, Acanthasteridae. Gene Ontology annotation, biological process: signal transduction. The record is from RefSeq and is a predicted model, not a curated record.
ACAAUUAUCAGUUUUUAUUUAAACCGUGGCUGAUCCAAGAAGGAAGCAGUUGCCCACGUAGUAUAAAUGUGUCUGUUCAUGUGUCGCUUCUACAUACAGCGUUUUGAGCAGCAAGGGAACUUAUCUGUCUAUGCCAUCAGUCGAGUCAUAUUUACCUGACGGAAAUGGCAAACAACGCACCACCUCGAUCCUUCAUCUUUUAAUAAGAUGAAAAAGUGUUCACAAUUGUAGGCCUGACAUUCUAGUGCCAGAAUGUUUCACCCGUGCCAGAGACGAAAGUAAAUUAGUUGACUUGCAACAUUGUGUGGGUGUUGGCACUUGGCCUUUCUUUUACCGGCUGGGAAGCUCAAUCAAACGCUCACUUCCUGCAUGUAGGGAACCAGCGGUCCACCAGCACCCAAGUAUUGAACAACCUGUCAACGUCCGAUCCUGCAUUGUUCCAUUUGUAUUGUUGCUGUGCAAGAGGGACUCUCGGUUUUGAUUUCUGAAAGAGGUCAAGUUUGACACCAACAGGAGACUUUUUGCUUUGAUGUGGCUUGAGUCAGGUUUAUCAACCAUGGAAACAUUCAAUUCAACAGGCAUUAGCGAGUCCACUUUACGUACAAUAUCUGAAAAGCUCGGUCCUGAAUGGGAGAAGCUGAUGGAAUAUCUCGGUUUAAGCCCUGAAGAGAUAUUUUGGAUCAAGAAAGACCAGCCAGAUCAGACAAAGAGCCAGAUCUUCCGCAUGCUCGUCAAAUGGAGGCGCAAACAAUCCACUUGCAUAGAUCAGUUGGACGCCUUAUACAGGGCACUAAUGAAGAUCUGCAGAGGAGACAUAGUUGAAGAAUUGAAAGUGGCCGGAGGAAGCAUCGUGUCCUCUGUUUCAGCAGCCACGCACCUUGCAGACAGUCCUACUGAAGAAGAAAUACAGCACGAUAAGGCAACAGGGCCUGCAUCCCUGGCACCGUUGUUGACUUCAGACACUCUCCCAACUCCUGCCAAAGCACCACUGGGGAAUACAGACACUGCCCCAUCCCCUGCCCCAGCUCUGUUGGUGACUUCAGACGAUGGCACAUCUUACGCUCCAGCAGCGGAAGAUAGUGCAGACAGUAUGAGCAAACAAGAACAAACACAGCACGCUGAACCACCGAGUACUCCACGCAUCAGUGAUUCUGUUUUACGCAGGGUUGCUGAGAAGCUUGGUGGUGAAUGGAAGAAGCUCGCGACUUCUCUUGGCUUAAGCGCUGCAGUGGUCUUCUGCAUCCAGAUGGACCAGCCAGGCCAGACAGAAAAUCAGAUCUUCAACAUGCUGGUCAAAUGGAGGCGCAAACAACCCAGCAACGUAGAUCAGACAGACGCGUUAUGCAGAGCUCUGAGGCAGAUCGGCAGAGAAGAUAUCGCUGAAGAAAUGUCAGAAAUUGCCAGACCCAGGGGACCGUAUUGCUUCGACUAUCUCAAGCAACAGGUCAUCCAGUACUACAAGCAAACAGCAACGACUAUUCCAGCGCACCCUACCGUCGAGUCACGUCGUGUAGGUAUUGAAGAUUUCUCAAUUCCUCUUUGCCUAAUAAAAAAGGUCCCUGGGAAAACAAAACAAGGGGCAUUGGUGUCAUUACCAGAAGGAAGGAGAUUUCUGGAUGAAGCUGAGACGAUUACCCUAGAUUCCAUGGAAGAUUUAUUCAAUCCCCAAAGUGUAGGGGAGAUAGAUAAGAUUCUUCUUUUCGGCGGGGCCGGAAUGGGUAAAUCUACCCUUUUAGUCCAAAUUGCCCACUCGUGCAUUAAACUUCGUCCAAAAUCCCCUCUUGCAAGAUUCCAACUUGUGCUUCUGAUAAAGCUUAGGCAAAUGCAGAAGUCCAGCUGCGUAUUGGAUGCGAUUUUUGACCAGAUCCUACCAAACAACACAAACCUUACAAAACACGCAGUGAAGGGGCUCAUUGAUGAAAAGGAAUCGCACAUUGCUUUCCUGCUGGAUGGCUUAGAUGAAAUUCCAUCUGAUGUUUUGCAUUCCAAGGAGGGUGUGUACAGGGUCGAAGAUAUCUUAAGCAACAGAUGUCUUAAAACAAGCUUUGUGCUGGUAACAACACGACCACACCUGGUUGACUAUGUACUCCAGGGUUACCCAAAUUACGCCCAGGUUCAAACAACAGGCUUUACAUCAGAAAACACGCACAGAUAUAUCAGAACGCAGUUUUCUUAUGAUCAAGACGGAGAAGCAUUAGUUCACCGCCUAGAUCACAACAGCUCACUAGAAAAGUUGUCACAUGUACCAAUCAUUGCUUUGAUGCUGUGUGCUGUUUGGAAAAAUCAAAAAUCACUUCCAGCUCAAAUAACUGAAUUAUACACAGACUUUAUCGAGUCUCUUUUUCGCCGCCGCUCAGUUGAUAGUCGGGUAAUGGCGGUGGUCGUUAAUAGCAUGGGUGGUAAUGCAAUGCAAGGGCUGCUUAACCCUAAGGAGGAAAGACUCGUUUUUGAUCGAAGAGAAUUUCAAGAGUGUGGUGAGCCUUUGCUAAAUCAGACCUUUGAUGUGGGUCUUCUUCAAAGUGAAACAGUCACAAGUGGUCUGAAAACGAACGUGUUGAUUUCCUUCCCACACAAGUCUUUCCAGGAAUACGUCGCAGCAUGUCACAUGGUGAAGUUGCUUGAAGAUGGCGCCGACCGUUUCCGUCAUCAGUUGAAAUACAUUACAGCAGAUAAUGUCCUUGAUAAGGAAUACCUCCUUCGGUUUUGCUGCGGGAGAUUAAAGCAGGCUGCUGGUCUCAUCCUGGAUCACAUAAGAACGAUGGAAGGAGACGAGAUGCAACUGCAGAGACUGGCUCGGCUGUUAUUGUUGGAGUCAGGUACAGCAGAUUUUGCUGACAAACUAGUCAGACCAAGGAAGGUGUCAUGCGAGAGAAGCGAAGAUCUGAGGUCAUUUAGCUAUUACGUUAAGCAUGUCCCUCAAUCACUUGAAAGUGCACACGUUGAAAUCAGUUGUAAAUCAAAGGAAGACCUCUACCUUUUGGGAGAAAUUCUUUUGAGGAGGAAUGUUGAGUCGGGGAAGUCCAUUUUGGUCUCUUAUUACAUGUCGCACAAGGGGGCAGAAGAACUGCAGCUAUUGGAGAGAAUACUUAAGAACGAACAUGGUAAAAUAAACCUGUAUGUACACAUUGAGCGAGAGUCGUGGUUUGACUGGAUGUGUGUGUCUAUGAGCUUUGCCCGCAUACAGGAACACGUAUCCAGUUUUGCCUUGCGUAUGAACCAUCGAUCACGGGGAGACGUUCUCGGUCUACUUAGUGCACUGAAACGAUGUAGUUUGAUAGCUCUUGUGCUGGAUAGCAUCGACCUGCGUGGCUGGCUACAGGAGACAGAUUUCCCUGCAACAUCAGGCCUGAAAUACCUGCAAUUCCGUGCUUGCCGAUUGCAAGACGAUGACUUGAAAGAUCUUAUCGCAAGCCUUGAUGCUGAGCAGGGUUUGAUCAGCCUUAACAUUGGUCGAAACCAAUUCAGUUUGAACGGAGUGAGGGCACUCACCGGGCAUCUCAAAGGUCUCAGUACUAUAGAUCAGUUGUGGCUGCAUGAGAUCGGCCUCGAUGCGAAAAGUGUUAGGGAGGUAGUAAGUCGAGACAUGCCCCACCUGCAGGAGAACGGAGAGGGAAGGUUCGAGAGAAAGGAGAACCAGGAAGAAAAGGAGAAGAAAGGACUAAAAAAAGAGAGGGUAGAAACACCUUUUGUAAUUAUCAGUGCAGAAAAACUGAUAACGGAUGACGAAAGAGAAAGUGAAUACAGAUACAUACACAGAUCAAGACAGCGCUAUAGCAUAGAUGAACUUUAGAUGGAGUAGACAUGAAUUCUGUAUUCUUCUCCUCUAAGUCUAACGGAGACAUAUACAGGUUCGAGAGAAAGAAAUCGGGAACAAUCAGUGACUGAAGUAGCCUCAAGAGCAAGUGAAAUAGAAAGAGAAGAAAUAAGAGCCAUGAAAGAAUCAAAGGAAGAAAUAAGCGGGGAAGAAGAAACUUUUAAUGAAAUAUCGUGGAAACUGUCAAAUGUAAUAUUUGUUACUGUUUAUAUCAUUUUUCUAGAUUCAGAACGUAUGUAAUAAAAAAACUGGAGCUGGCUACAGUAACAGUUAAAUACAAAUCUAAGAAGUAGGAGGCCUCUAACGUUUCUAUCCUAGCGGAAUCCUUCUCAAAGGUAAAAUGACAACUGGACAGAGAUAAAUUAGUAAGCAAAGAAUCAAACAAGCAUGGACGAAUGCAGAAAGACAAAAGGAAGGGGUGAGAAACCUGGUUGCUGGAUAAAGAAGCGGGAGAUAAAGGGGGUUUAGAUUCAGUCCCUUUGCUGGUGUUUAAUGACUUUCACUUGUGGCGUUCAUCAUUCAACUUCAAGCAAAUGUGCAUGGGGGCCUGGCCAAAUAGAAGCCACGUCUAUUUGCCGGCCUCCAUAGGUCAUCACUUGUAAUCCGAUUUCUUAAUUAUCUCACAGUCUCAAAUGUUUUAACUAUUUACCCGGGCCAAAACAUAGGUUGAGAAUCAACCCAACCUGGUAAUGCAGUAUUUGGGUAUUGCCCAGUAAUACUAUACUGUUGAUGAAUUGUUUUUCAUUUGUCACUGUUCAUAAAUAAUAAACAAAAGAAUCUUAGGAAUGAGUAAUAACAUAACUAUGGUAGCGUUGUAUUUAGCUUUUGAGGCCGAUUAUCAGAUAAUCGAAAGUUGUGUUCUAGCUAUAAAGCUACAUCUAUAAAUGAUGCCUGUUGCGCGCAUCUAUGCUUGUGCACAAACUUGAACUUUUACAGGUUUUUUUUUACGGGUAUCAGCGUAUCUGCGUUGCCUGAGCAGUGUGUACUUGGAGGGGAGACCGGCUUGUUCAAGGACUUGAGUGUUGGUCACUUUGUCCCUCCAUGUGAUGCCCAGGAUGCAACGAAAUCAGCCUAAGUGGAAGCUGUUCGGCUUUCUCUCUUGUUUGGCAUAGGAUAACCACGUUUCACUGCCGUGUGCUGAUGAUGCACGCUUGGUACACUGCCAUUUUGGUAGCUGCUGUCAGCUUUGAGUUCUCCCAUACACGGGGCGUGAGACGGCCCAGCGUUGUUGCAGCUUUCCCAAUGCGCUGGCUGAUCUCAAUGUCGAGGAACAGGUUGUCACUGAUGGUGGAGCCGAGGUAUGUGAACUGGUGGACAACAUCCAGCUCGUAGUUGUCGAUGGUGAUGGCUGGCGGGCUGUCCACAUCUUGGCCCAUCACGUUGGUCUUUUUCAGGCUGAUGGUGAGUCCAAAGUCCUUGCAAGCCUGCGAGAACCUGUCCAUGAGAUGCUGGAGUUGCUGUUCGGUGUGUGAUGUGAACGCAGCAUCGUCAGCGAAGAGCAUGUCUCUGAUGAGGGUCAUUCGCAAUUAGGUUUUUGCUUUUAGCCUAGAGAGGCUGAAGAGGCGACCAUCGCUUCUGGUGUGGAGAUACACAUCCUCGCUGAAUGCUCCAAAAGCAUGCCUCAGCAAGAGGGAGAAUAAGAAGUCAAAGAGGGUGGGCGCCAGGACACAGCCUUGUUUUACUCCGCUCCUGACAUCAAAGGAGUCUGACAGGCUGCCCUCGUACUGGAUGGUUGCCUUCAUAUUGUCGUGGAACAACAACAACAAGAAGUUAGCAAUCUUGUAAUUUGGUUAUUGCUUACAUCUUAACGGUCAGGCAUAUUAAUUCCUGUAGAAUCUUUCCCAUCGUGCCUGUCUUUCGAGUGGCAAAGACUUCUACCCUCUUCCCCUAAAUCCAAUUAGCAACAAAAUGCUCUGUUUGGUACACAUAACAUAACCAUACUUCUCUUAUACUUGCAUUCUUUGGAGAGUCUAUGCUAUUGUAUAUUAUACGUCAUAGAACAUAAAUCUGAUGGAAUUAAUUGGUGGCUUGUUUAUUGUUGAGGAGGUGCUAGUAAAAUGAAAAUAUACCCACACUAACAGUGAUUCUAAUUUCAUAAUUACUUUAUACCAACGCACCAACCCAGAUAUUCUCAACUUGAUAUCUACGAGAAUAUGCACGAUGAUAUUAAUUGUAGGUGGGAGUACAUUUGAAGGGUUUUAAAUCCUCAAUGUUAUUGUACGACAUCUCUGUGGGUGUCCACUUAAUUUAGGAACAUAAAGUGUACGAUUAGUUUUACAAGCCAUUUCUGUAAACCAUUUAAAGUGUAACAUGUUAGAACUGUAUAGUAAACAGAAUUACUGACUUCCUCUUUAGAAACCAGUUAUCGGAGCCCUUUCUCCUUGUUUUCUUUCUGCUCUAGGGGGAGAGUACAGAGUAUCUAAAGUGUGGGAAAAUUCAAUAUAUAUAUCAAAACCACAUUGAUGGUGCAAUCCGCUCAACAGUUACAUUAGACCCUAGUCUAAUGUUCAAGUGAAAUUGUCGCAUCUGUUUUGUGUUUCGUUUUGCGAUGGUUUUAACUAUAGUUUUAAACAUUUUUGAAGCAGUCAGCUGUGCUGCCUCAUUUACAUAUCACUCAAAUUAAGGAAAAACAUCGUUUAUUAUUUUCCUUAAAGGUCGGGUGACAGUUUGUGAAAAGCCAAACAAACUAAAAAUUGUGAAGACAGAUCAAGUAUUUGUGCUUCAAAGUUUAACGCAAUUUCGCUGCAAAUGGUUCGUAAUGGAUAAUUUGCUCCUCUUUGUGUAAGGUGUCUCCUGUUUGUACUGCCAUGUAGUUAUAUGAGCCACAAUUUAGACUUUAUCAAUGCAAAUAAAGUAUGAAUUUUAAAACUAUAUUUACUCACUUUGUAAAGUGUACACAAUACUGUAGAUUAUUUGCUACUGCUAUCCUGUGAGCAUCGACUGCGUUGCAUUGUGUACACUCCUGUUGUAUCUGUGGUAAUAAAUAUCGUACGGUUUCUACAUUGUUUGUUUUUGCAAAGUAGAUAUUUUCUAAAUAGUCCUGAGGUCUGAUAUUUCAUUUCCGGUGUAAUGUAAUUUUGUGGAUAUGUUCCAAGUAGACAAAAUAUCCAAUUCUUAUUAUUAUCCCCUCUUUAUUUUUGCACGAAACAGUUUGUAGACGAAUCCAGUAACUUGGGAAAUGUCAUCAGUGCUCAUUUGCAGUGGCUCGCUGCUCCGCAAAAGUUGCACCAUAAAACCCAACACCAUCAAAACCAACAAAUUUUUCCAUCCUCAAAGGGUGCUAUCAAAUAUGCCAAUUGGAACUACGCUGCAAUCAUAUCGAGUGUAAACAAUGAGAACUUGUAGCACUACUAAGAUUAACACUUUAAUUUAUAAUCACUUCUCACAUAAAGUAUCAAAGCAGAUUUAGACUUAGUGGAAAAGUAGAGGUUAAUAAAAUCUCAUUUUUUGGCACAAGUC